This is a messenger RNA of Schizosaccharomyces japonicus yFS275, 1671 nucleotides long. Its product is annotated as snoRNP assembly factor Naf1. The transcript has a single exon. The coding region runs from base 1 to 1671 and encodes 556 amino acids. NCBI's taxonomy places the organism in Eukaryota, Fungi, Ascomycota, Schizosaccharomycetes, Schizosaccharomycetales, Schizosaccharomycetaceae. Gene Ontology annotation, biological process: pseudouridine synthesis; box H/ACA snoRNP assembly; ribosome biogenesis. Gene Ontology annotation, molecular function: RNA binding. Gene Ontology annotation, cellular component: nucleus; sno(s)RNA-containing ribonucleoprotein complex. The record is from RefSeq and is a predicted model, not a curated record.
AUGGAAGAAGACUCGGGUUGUCGAAUUCCGGGACUUUCACUCAUCUAUGGUAGCGAUAUCACUGUAUCCAAGGAACAAUCGCCGAAACCGACGGAGGUAAAAGGAGAGGUCGCGGAAGUUCCAGUGAAAAGGGAUGUUGCUUUUCCAGCAGAAGAAGCGCAAAUUGCGUCAAAAGCUGAAUCAUUGGAAGCGUCAACAGUGCUCGAAGUGAAUGAGUCCAUGGAAACAGAUGCGUCAGCCAAUCCUUCGGCUUUGGCUACAAGCAUUCCCUCAGCUGUUGACGAGGGCACAAUCGCUGAGGAGCCUACUGAAAACGUGGUUCCUUUAGAGGACUCAAAGGUCGAAACCGAAGUGUCGACCACUUCUGAUGAAUCGAGUGGUAAAAUACAGUUAGCUGUGAAGCCAAAUGAAUCCAAAGUAGAAAAUUUCACUGAUCUUUUGGAUGAGGCUCUUGCGAAUGCUACAAAUGAUCCAGUACAGCCAUUGGAUAUUCUGGAACCCCCGAAAGAAAAGACCGAAGAUGUAGAACUGGUGGCGGGAAAGGCUUCUUCGAAUUCCUCCUCAGAUUCUGAUAGCAGUUCUGACAGCGAUUCUGAUGAUUCUGAAGACGAGGAAAGUACUGCGGUAGUCGCUGCGGGAGAUGCAAACCCUGCUGAGGUGAAGGAUGAGGAGGAAGACGGACGCAUGUCCCCCCCUCGAACUGCACAUGAGCUUCCAGAAGAAGUAAUUGAGCGACCUGAUUUCACGCUUGAUGCUACUACGGAGAUUAGGCCCUUAGGAAGGAUUUUGAAUGUUUUCGAAAAGCAUAUUCUCAUUCAAAGCACAAUGCACACUGAUAGCAUUGUCUUUGACGAGAAAACUGUGGUCUGCCUCGAAAACAAAGACAUUAUUGGCUACAUUCAUGAAACUUUUGGUCCUGUUACAGACCCGUUCUAUGUUGUUCGAUUCAAUACAUCAGAGGAAUGUGCGUCUGUUGGUGCCUGUGCGGGACAGGCGGUGUACUUCGUGCCUUCAAUGGCGAACUCUGUGGAUACUGAGCCAUUGAAGUACCUGAAAGGCAGUGAUGCAAGUAAUGUCUUUGACGAAGAAGUGAAUCCGUCCGAACAAGAGUUUUCUGAUGACGAAGCAGAAGCCGCUGCUAAGCAAGCGGCAAAACGCCGUAAGAAAAAUAAAAACAAAAGACGUGAUCCCACAAUGGAGGAAGGCCAAGUGCGUCCCGGCAGAGAUUAUUACGAUGCCAACGAUCGUAACUCUUUGUAUCCAGCCCAAAAUCGGAAUUAUGCUCCUGCCCCUCGCAACUACCAUAAUCCAAGGGAUCGUCAAAACGCUGCCCCGUCUCCGUACCCGGCCAAACCACAGUCAAUGAAUGCAGGCCUACCUCCGGGAAUGUAUCCCAUGAUGCAACCGUAUGCAAACGGUAUGUUUCCGAUGGGAUUCCCUGGAUGGCCUGGCGGUUGGAAUCAACCGUUACCUAAUGCGCCAUCUAUGCCUGGUUCGCAAAGCCCGGGUCCCUCUGCCCCAAAUUCUGGCAACAUUCACUUGAACCCCAGAUUCUUCCCUCCCAACGCAGCUGCUCCCUCCGCCGACAAUUCCCAAUCCACUGAUUCGGACUCCUCCCAAAUGAUCCAGCAGCAGCUUAACACACUGCGAUCGUUGUGGCGACAACAGUAG